AUGGCUGCUGGCGUCUGUGUGAUGGUCUCUUCUCAUCAGUGGGAAUCAAUGACCUUCAUGGCCUACUUGGAAGAUAGAGUGAAGAAGAUCAAUGAACACAUUCGGUCUAAGACCAAGGUUCCUGUGCCGGACCAGGUUCUCCAGCUGGGCUCGAAGACCCUAAAGCCCCACAGAACCCUGUCAUCUUACGGCAUUGACAAGGAGACCACCAUCCACCUCACCCUGAAGGUGGUGAAGCCCAGUGAUGAGGAUCUGACCUUGGUUUUGGUGGAGUCAGGUGAUGAGGGGCAGAGACACCAGCUCCAGGUUCGAAGGUCCAGCCCAGUGACCCAGGUGAAGAUGAUCCAGAUGAAGACCGCUAUAAUCCCCAAGGAGCAGAUCGUGACUUGCAAUGGAAAGAAGCUGGAAGAUGGGAAGAUCAUGGCUGAUUAUGGCAUCAGAAAUGGCCAUUUACUCUUCCUGGCAUUCAGCUGCAUUGGGGGGUAA
Sus scrofa (pig) is the source of this 486-nucleotide messenger RNA. RefSeq names its product ubiquitin like modifier D (gene UBD). Gene Ontology annotation, cellular component: nucleus. Gene Ontology annotation, biological process: positive regulation of apoptotic process; response to tumor necrosis factor; protein ubiquitination. Gene Ontology annotation, molecular function: proteasome binding; protein binding. NCBI's taxonomy places the organism in Eukaryota, Metazoa, Chordata, Mammalia, Artiodactyla, Suidae. The record is from RefSeq and is marked provisional.